Seriola dumerili (greater amberjack) is the source of this 2689-nucleotide messenger RNA. It is a transcript of the gene dbpb, whose product is annotated as hepatic leukemia factor-like. The record is from RefSeq and is a predicted model, not a curated record. The transcript has 5 exons. NCBI's taxonomy places the organism in Eukaryota, Metazoa, Chordata, Actinopteri, Carangiformes, Carangidae. The coding region runs from base 690 to 1820 and encodes 376 amino acids. Gene Ontology annotation, cellular component: nucleus. Gene Ontology annotation, biological process: regulation of transcription by RNA polymerase II. Gene Ontology annotation, molecular function: RNA polymerase II cis-regulatory region sequence-specific DNA binding; DNA-binding transcription factor activity, RNA polymerase II-specific.
AGGACGGUCGGACGUGGACGUCGCGCGGCCCAGACACAGACCCAAGCCCGUGCGCCCGUGACUGGAUCCACCGGAUGCACAAAAGUACAGACAGAGAAAGAGGAAACGACCCCUCCUCCUCCUCCCCCGCCCCCCCCGACGGACAGCAGAGCGCGACAGCAGAGAGGAGAGAAACACCAAUACAAGUUGUCAUCUGACCAAGUCAGCCACUGCUUUCGUCGCUGUGUGUGUGUUUUUCUGUGGACACCGUGUCUCUUAGGUUGUUUUGUUUUGACGGAGGUUUGCUUUGCAACUGUUUUGGGGUCUUCUUUUUGAACACCGGACCAUUAACUCGGGAGAUUACUCUACAAGUUUUUAAUUGCAACAUUUUCCUGUCCGUGCAGUCUCUGGGUCUCAUUGUCAUUUUUCACGCCUUUGCAUUUUUUUUUAUCAUGGACAGUAUUCCUACUCAGAUGGUCUGACUGUCCCUCCCACACUAUUCCUCUGAGAAUAACAGCUUGAUCUACUGCACAGUUUUGAUACAAUGGAAUACUUCGAUGAAAAUAUUUCUGUAAGGAAAUAAGGAAGCCUUAAUAACUACAAGGGGAAGAGUCAUCCAGCACACUUGUCCUAUUGGAAGAUACUCCAGUCAGAUAGCCUCGCCCCUUCAAGUACCCCAGGUGUCUCUCUGUGACCCCGUCUGGUCCAGGAUGUCCAGGCAGCUCUCCCAGCUUCCGACCCCCGACCUACCAGCAGGCGCAAGCCCACAGUUUGGAAGUUGUACUCAGCCUGCAGGCUCCCUCACAGGGGGGCAUCUCAACUCUAUGGCAGGUCUGAAAUCCCUCCUGCAGCACCCCAUGAAGGGAGACCAGCGUUUAAAAAACCCCAGUGAUGCAAAAGCAGACAAAGACAGACUGGACCUUGAUGAGGACUCCUUGGGCGUGUGCCCCAUGAGGAAUGGCAGUGGAAUAGGCAGCAGUAAUAACAAUAAUGGCUGUGGAUCAGGUGGUGGAGGAGGUAGUGGAAAUGGAGGAGGAAGUUUCAACCAAUUUUUGGGGCCUCUUCUGUGGGAUCGCACCCUGCCUGCAGAUGGGGGGCUCUUCCAGCUUCAAUACAUGGACUUGGAGGAGUUUCUGACUGAAAAUGGAAUGGGCAGCAUGCAUAACAACAACAGCUCCAGUUCAGCCCAGAUCCCCUCACAGAGCUCCCCAUCAGCUGUGCCCAGCCAGAGCUCCCAGUGCCUACCGCCCUCAUCCCCACCUGGCUCUUCAUCCUCUUCGCCCUCUUCCUCUUCUUCCCCAUCACUCAUUGGUUUGGAGGUGGCUCAGCCGCAGAGCCUUGCAGGAGGAACUGACUGUCUGCAUGGGAGUCAAACGAGUAUGAAUGAGUCCUGUGAGUCACCCUCUUCCUCCUCUUCGUCCUCCUGUCCACCUCUGCUGACGCCCACGGGCAGCGGGCCAGAUGUGGUUGGAAUGUUUGACAUGGAUCCUUCGGACAUGGCGAUGUCCAGCGCCUCUAGCCAGCAGAACUUCGACCCCAGGAGGCAUUCCUUCAGUGAAGAGGAGCUCAAGCCCCAGCCAAUGAUCAAGAAGGCCCGCAAGAUCCUGGUGCCUGAUAACAUGAAGGAUGAGAAGUACUGGACCAGGAGGUAUAAAAACAAUGAAGCAGCAAAGCGUUCCCGAGAUGCUCGCCGUCUCAAGGAGAACCAGAUAUCCGUGCGCGCUGCCUACCUGGAGAGAGAGAACGCUGCGCUCCGACAAGAAGUGGCCGAGAUGCGGAAGGAACUGGGCCGCUGUCGCAACAUCCUUAGUAAAUACGAGAACCGUCUCGCUGACCAGUGAUGAAGGCACGGAGUGAAAUCACGAAGAGGAGGAAUAUAAGCUGGAUUAAAUUUAAGACUUCAGAAUUCUCGGGGUGGCAUGAUGGACAGAAUGGGGUCAGGAUAAUGAUGAUGAUGAUGAUGAUGAGGAAGAUGAUGAUUAUGAUGAUGAAUGUAUAAGACAAGGAGAAGGUUUGUGUAUUGAAGCUCAGGUGUCUUGUUUUGUUGAGGUGUCAGCUCUUAAAAGUGAUGGAUGGAGAGAAUAAUUUAACAGAUGAAAGAUGUGACUUUUAAGAGUUUUGUUAUUGGAGAAUUGUAUAUUUUUAUAAUACUUCUGAAAAAUUAGAGGGAGAGCAAAUUUGGAGAAUAAUUUUGUAUAUUUUCUACAUGACUGGGACAUAGAGAUGGGGGGAAAGCUAUGGUAAAUAUCUUUUUAUUAUAGACGAGUCAGGAGAUGUUUGACAGGUGGUCAGCCAUCGAUGGGUAUUUUUCAACUUGAUUAUCGUAGUCAGGAUGCAGCAGCAGGGGCGAGGACGCAUGUAACAAUUGUAAUAUAGAGAGCAAAAUUAUCUUAAAAUCGUAUAGUUCAGCAUUUUUGUGGAUUUUACUCAAGCACUUAAUUUUUUUCCUGUUAUGUUUCUGUCACUGGGAAUGGGCAUGCUCGCGAGAGGCAGAAUGAGAGACAUGAGUAGACACCAUGUAAACAGUCCAGCACUACCCUCAACACUUGUCUUGUUCAGUCUUGUGUGUUCUUCUUUAAUACUUCACCCUUUUUUUAACUGACUUCAGUUCCCCAACAAUACGUGUACCUUGAGGUUAUAUAUGAGAUUGGUACAUCUGUCUCUGGUCCAUACUCGUAUCUUUGACUCUAUCUUUUUUUUUUUUUUUUAU